Musa acuminata AAA Group (dessert banana) is the source of this 2265-nucleotide messenger RNA. RefSeq names its product small ribosomal subunit protein mS80 (rPPR6)-like. The coding region runs from base 188 to 2002 and encodes 604 amino acids. The transcript has a single exon. Lineage: Eukaryota; Viridiplantae; Streptophyta; Magnoliopsida; Zingiberales; Musaceae. Gene Ontology annotation, molecular function: protein binding. The record is from RefSeq and is a predicted model, not a curated record.
AGGAGCCGCAGGUGAAUCCGCGGAUCCAAAGAGGCCCAGCUGCGACCGCCGUUUCCUGCGGUCCCAACCAGACACGACGCCUUUGCGAGUCAUUAAAGGAAACGGAAAACCCUAGAAGAAACCUUAGAGGCCGCUCGCUUCUCGUUUGUCGCAGCCCCCGGAGUCUCCCGGACGACGAAGUGAAGCGAUGUGGUGGCGUUCCAGAGCUAGGGUUUUCCUUCUCCGAUCCUUGAUCCGACGGCCCUUUCCGUCCCAAUCGAAGCGCGGUUCUUCCAAAACCCUAUCCCCGAUCCCUCCUUUCACGCUCGGAUGGGCCCGUCCCGUCAAUCUCCAGUUCCAAAACCUCCGGUUCUUCUCUUCGCCAAACGAAGCUGUUUCUGGAGAUGAUGAAGAUAAAAACCGUAGCCUUGGUUUCGUGGAGUCGAGUGAUUCAUUGAUUUCGGAUGCCGGCGAAACUGGGAUCGACGGAGUUGAUGAUGGAGGGGAGGGUUCUUCCGAGUUGGAUGGUGGGAAGGAUGAAAGUCAGGUGGGGGCAGAGAGCCUGAGCUCUUUACGGGAGGAGAGCAUUCAGGAUGAUGAUUCCUUGGGCAUUUUUGCUGCCAAGGAGCCCGUAGGCGAAGCAGCAGAGGAUCCGGGCUCGGUCACUGAGAUUGAUAUCCAGCAGGUCGACAAGGUACGGUCCCUUCUUCGAGAUUCUUCGCAAGAGCCGUUGGAAUCUAGCUUGGAUAAGAUUGACGUCAGUUUGAGUGAAGAGUUAGUGGCGAUGGUGCUUCAGACACCUUAUGUCUCGGGUCACAAUUUGGUUGGCUUCUUCAGAUGGGCUUUGAGAAGUGAAGAAUCGGUCAAAUCUUUGAAGAUGGUGGAGCUUCUUGUCAGUGCUCUCAGCAGUUCUGCAGAUCUUAACAAAAUGGAGGCAUACAUGUUGUGGGAUUUGAUCAAGGAAAUUGGAAAUGAGAAGGGGUUAGUAAACACUUCGAUUCUUAAUCAAUUAAUAUCAAUGUUUGGGAGACUUGAGAAAGCCAGAGCAGGUCUUGAAGUUUUCGACAAGUUCGAUGAAUUCAGUUGUAACCCAGAUGGAAAUACAUACUACUUAACAAUUGAAGCCCUUCGUAAACGAUCCAUGUUUAACGCUGCAUGGUCUGUUUGCGAGAAGAUGCUUAGCUCAGGAAACCUUCCUGAUGGUGAAAAGCUUGGUAAGGUGAUAUCUUUCUUAUGUAAAGGGAAAAUGACAAAAGAGGCCCAUUUGGUUUAUUUGAUGGCUCAGGAAAAGAAGAUAUUCCUUCCAAGAUCUAGCUUCGAUUAUUUGGUUAGCAGUCUCUCUAGAAAGGAUGAAACUGUGCGGAUAGCUCUAGAGUUAUUGGACAACUACCCUACAGAUUCUCUCAAGUAUGCAAAUACAACUUUUGGUUCAGUGGUUCACGGAUUAUGUAGGGUUAAAGAGCCACAGGAGGCAAAGAAAUUGCUGCUAAGAAUGGCGCAAUCAGGGCCAGCACCUGGAAGUGCAGUGUUCAAUUAUGUUAUUACUGCUUUGUCUAAAGGAGGAGAAAUGGAGGAUGCCAUUGCUGUGAUGAAGAUAAUGGAAGGUAGAGGACUACGACCAGAUAUUUAUACUUACUGUGUAAUCAUGAGUGGCUUUGCAAAAGGUGGCCUGAUGGAUGAGGCAUAUGGGAUCUAUCGUGAAGCCAAGAAAAAUCAUGCUAAACUUAGUCCCGUAACUUAUCACAUACUUAUACGUGGUUAUUGCAAGAUGGAGGAAUAUGACAAGGCCCUUAAUUGCUUGAAGGAGAUGAAAGACUAUGGGGUACAACCUAAUGCAGAUGAAUACAAUAAAUUAAUAAAGACUUUAUGCCUCAAGGCUGUUGAUUGGUGCACAGCUGAGAAGCUUCUGGAGGAGAUGAAAGAGAGUGGUCUGUUCCUUAAGGGAACAACCCGCAGUCUUAUUACAGCAGUGAAGGAAUUGGAACAGGAAGCACAGUCAGAAUCAGUUCACUCUGAAGCAUAAGUUAACAUAUUCUGAACUGAGGCUGGCUAUUUAUGCCUAGUUGUUGUAUUAUUAUUUAACAUCAAGAUGUAGGCAUGGAAAUGAGCUUCAGAGUCAUGAAUAUGUUCUUACCACACAAUUUUGUACUUUCAAGGGGCAUCUUUCUUUGGGCCUUUUAUUUUUUUUGCUUUUCAUUUAAUUUCAGUUGCUUCUUAAUAAAUAAUAGUGUCUUUUGUUGCUUAUCUUGUAUAAGCUAAUAGACCCUAUUCAUGUUCUUCCCUUUA